Molecule: messenger RNA, 315 nt
Organism: Stylonychia lemnae
Lineage: Eukaryota; Ciliophora; Spirotrichea; Sporadotrichida; Oxytrichidae
Source: the annotation of a GenBank genome assembly
AUGUAGAUUCUGAGUUCGGACAUUGCCUAGACUCAAAUUCAAUUAAAAUAGAAUGAUUUGACUAAAUAAUAGAAUAAAUCUUUUAAGAAGAUGGAUAAUCAAGGGCAUUUGACAAACGAUUAAGCAAAUCAGGAAGCACAUUUAUACCUAAACUUACCAAAGCAACCCUUACUUUCACUACAAAAGAUAAAGAACGAUCUUAACUCAUCAAGAAAGCCUAAUGCUAGAAAUGUAAGGAACGAGAUAUCUUCAAUUCAAUAACUCUGGGACGAAGCUUAUUAGUGGUGGAGAAGAAAGUAGCAUUAGAAUAUUUGA